This is a messenger RNA of Beauveria bassiana ARSEF 2860, 1875 nucleotides long. Its product is annotated as siderophore iron transporter 1. The coding region runs from base 1 to 1875 and encodes 624 amino acids. The record is from RefSeq and is a predicted model, not a curated record. NCBI's taxonomy places the organism in Eukaryota, Fungi, Ascomycota, Sordariomycetes, Hypocreales, Cordycipitaceae. Gene Ontology annotation, biological process: intracellular iron ion homeostasis; transmembrane transport. Gene Ontology annotation, cellular component: endosome; vacuolar membrane. Gene Ontology annotation, molecular function: siderophore-iron transmembrane transporter activity. The transcript has a single exon.
AUGGCCAGCUACGGCGCGCAGAAGCGCCUCCAUCUCCGUGGUGCCGAUGGCGAGGUUGAGGAAACGGUCGCCAAAGGCGAUGUCACGCUCGCUGAUAUUGCCCGUGGCGUCAAGUCGCCUGGUGUUGCCCGUAUAGAGGCCAUUUCCGCCAGCCUGACCAUGGUCGACCGCAUCAUCAUCUUUUUCAGCGCCUUCAUCCUUGCGUAUGCCUACGGUCUCGACGGCGGCUUGCGCUUCAACUACCAGACCUACGCCACAAACUCCUUUGGCAAGCACUCGUUGCUCUCCACCAUCAACGUCGUCAGAGCCAUCAUCGCCGCCGCCGCCCAGCCCACCGCCGGCAAGCUCGCCGACAUUUUUGGUCGCGUCGAGCUCCUCAUCUUCUCCGUCGUCUGCUACACUGUCGGCACAAUCAUCGAGGCUGCCUCAAAGAACAUUGGUACCUUUUGCGCCGGUAGCAUCAUUUAUCAGCUUGGCUACACCAUUGUCAUUCUCCUCGUCGAGGUCAUUGUCGCCGACAUCACCACGGCCCGCUCCCGUCUCUUCUUCAGCUACAUUCCCGCACUGCCCUUCAUCAUCAACGCCUGGAUCACUGGUGAUAUUCAAGCCUCUGCUACCAAGCACAUAACUUGGAAUUGGGGCAUCGGCAUGUGGGCCAUAAUUUAUCCCAUCUGCGCUCUGCCUCUCAUCAUCAGCCUCACCUGGGUCGGCAUUCGCGACAAGGUCAGGGAGCGCGGUCUGUUUGGUCACCUCUCUCAGUCCUUCCGCUCUACCAAUCCCGUUGCGCGGACCUCAGGCAACAACGUCUUUGUCCGCUUCUUCAAGUUUUCCAAAGAGCUUUUCUGGGCCCUCGACGGCAUCGGCAUUGUCCUCCUCAUUGCCGUCUUUGGCCUCAUCCUUGCUCCCCUCACUCUUGCUGGUGGCACUGCAGGCGGCACGCCUCCUAAGUGGGGGUCAGCCGGUAUUAUCGCUCCCCUCGUUAUUGGCGUCUGCUGCAUCCCCGUCUUCGUUCUCUGGGAGCUGCGCGCCCCCGUCCCGCUUGUCCCCUUCCGCUUCAUGAAGGAUCGCUCCGUUUGGGCCCCCAUGGGUAUCGCCGUCUUUCUCAACUUUGCCUGGACCAUGCAAGCCGAUUUUCUCUUCACCGUUCUCCAGGUUGCAUUCGACUUUAGCGUCAAGUCUACAUCUCGCAUUGCCCUACUCUACUCAUUUGUUAGUGUCAUUGUCGGCACCUGUCUCGGUGUCAUUGUCUUCAAAGUCCGCCGUCUCAAGCCCUUCAUCAUUGCCGGUACUUGUCUGUUCAUGGUUGCUUUUGGUCUGCUCAUUCAUUUUAGAGGAUCUGUGGACGCCGAUAGCGCGACGAGAUCCGGUGUCAUUGGUGCGCAGGUCGUGCUUGGUUUCGCGGGUGGUCUGUUCCCCUACACUACGCAAGCCUCUCUGCAGAUUCAGGUGCCCCACGAAAAGAUGGCUGUCCUCACUGGUAUCUUCCUCGCCACGUAUAACAUUGGCUCGGCACUCGGAUACGCUGUUGCUGGCGCCAUGUGGACGCAGCUGCUGCCCCAGGAGCUUGAGAACCGCUUCGCCCCCAUCAACGCCACCAUGGCUCAAGAGGCUUAUGGUUCGCCCCUCACCUUCAUCGUCAGCCACCCCAUUGGCACGCCUGAGCGAACGGCCAUGAUCCUCGGAUACCAGCACAUCCAGAGGCUGUUGACUAUUACUGGUAUCUCGUUGUGUGUGCCGCUCAUCAUCUUUGCCCUUCUCAACCGCAACGUCUACCUCACCGACGAACAGAGCUUGGUCAAGGACUCGGAUGUGUCCUCCUCCGACGAGGAGGUACCCCAGACACAGACGCACCUUGGCGGUGUCGAGAAGCACUAA